Echinops telfairi (small Madagascar hedgehog) is the source of this 939-nucleotide messenger RNA. RefSeq names its product olfactory receptor 2M2-like. Gene Ontology annotation, cellular component: membrane. Gene Ontology annotation, molecular function: olfactory receptor activity; G protein-coupled receptor activity. NCBI's taxonomy places the organism in Eukaryota, Metazoa, Chordata, Mammalia, Afrosoricida, Tenrecidae. The coding region runs from base 1 to 939 and encodes 312 amino acids. Gene Ontology annotation, biological process: G protein-coupled receptor signaling pathway. The transcript has a single exon. The record is from RefSeq and is a predicted model, not a curated record.
AUGAGGUGUGAUAACGAGACCUACUUGGUAGGUUUUACCCUUCUUGGACUAUUUCCAGGAACAAGACACAUUAGUGUUCUAAUCUGCACCAUACUCCUGGUCUACAUUAUUGCCAUCACAGGAAACACAACCCUGGUCCUCCUCCUCGUUCUGGAUCCCCAGCUCCAUAGUCCCAUGUACUUCUUGCUCAGUCAGCUCUCCCUCAUGGAUAUCUCCCUAAUUUCCACGACUGUCCCCAAGAUGCUAACCAAUUUUUUUUCAGGAACAUCAGAUAUCUCAUCUAUUGCCUGUGGGACUCAGAUUUACUUUCAUUCUGCCCUUGGAGGCAGUGAAUGCAUUUUGCUCACUCUGAUGGCCUAUGACAGAUAUGUGGCUAUUUGCAACCCCUUGAGGUAUGGGGCCAUUAUGAAUUCUGAGGUUUGUUUUCAGAUGGCCAUUGUGUCAUGGGGAGGGGGGGCAUUUAAUUCCCUAAUCCAAACCAUAUAUACUUUGCAUCUACCGAGGUGUGGCUCAAGAGAAGUCCACCAUUUCUUCUGUGAACUACAGGCAGUGCUUAAGCUGUCAUGCGAGGACACCUCAACUUAUGAAAAAGUCGUUUUUGUGAUUGGAAUUGUGUUCCUUCUCACACCCUUUGGCCUUAUUUUGGCAUCCUACAUUUUUAUCUUCCACAAUGUUCUCCGCUUAAAUUCUACCAAAGCAAGGAAUAAGGCUCUCACCACCUGCUCUUCCCAUCUGAUGGUGGUAUGUCUCUACUUUGGUCCAACCAUGUUCAUCUACAUGAUUCCCAGUGUCUUGCACACCUCUGAGCAAGAUGAGAGUCUCUCUGUAUUCUAUACCAUCCUAACCCCUAUGCUCAAUCCCCUCAUAUACAGCCUAAGAAAUAAGGAGGUGGGAAAAGCUCUAAAGAAAGUUCUGAGCAAAGUUUAUAAUAUACGAUAG